AUGGCCAUGGCGCCAGUGGCGAAGCCAAGCGCCAAAGCCGCAGCCGGUGCAAAGGCUGCGAACGCGGGUGCCGCGAGAGUCAGGCCAAAGCCGCCGUCUCCGGCGACCUCGAAGGACAGCCCUCAACCACUGGAGCACGAGCUUUCAAGAGCGUUCGCGGUGGUGGAGAGCGAGAGGAAACACUUGCAGACGCAUGAGACGGAGUGUCGUUCGAUGCAGCGCCAACUGCUGGCUUGCCUCAAGGAGCAAGAAGAGCUGCAGGGUCGCGUCAAGUCAGCGGAGGCAGAGAAGCAGCACAAGGAGCGAGAGCUGGAUUCUGUGCGACAUGAAAAUGCGAGCAUGCAAUCGCAGUUGGAGGCGUUCAAGUCCGAGAAGUUGGCCAUCCUCGCGCAUCUUAACGUUGCCAAGCAGCAGCGACAGGCCUUGCUGCAUCAAAGCGGUGUAGUGGCAAAGGAGGUGCAGACAUUGCGACAACGCCUCGCGAAAUCUGCUGAGGAGGCUGCAAGGCAGAAGUCAGAGUUCAAGAUGCUUGAUGACGAGCUGAAGAUGCUGAGGCAGCAGUUCUCAGUCGAGGAACAGAGCAGAGGUAGUCUUGAGCAGAAGAUUGAAGCUGCCAAGAGUGAGCGUGAUGCUCAACGACUCGCAUGUAGACGUGCCCAGCAGCAGCAAAGGGCAUGUCACUCUGAGCUUGGUAGUCUGGAGACGGAGCGCCAGUUGCUGAUGUCGCAGGUAAGCGAUGCGCAGCAGAAGAAGAAAAACUUCGAGCAGAAGGUUGGGAGGGAGCAGGGAGCUCAAGCUGCCCUACAAGGCCGAAUAACGUCGCUACAGCGAGAGAUCAAGAAGUUGACGCAGCAAGAUGCCAGCGCUAUUGAGGCAAGCAAGCAGUUGCAUGCUGAAGUCAUCAAGCUGGAAGAAGCAAAGAAGGCUCUCCACGGCAAACUCCAAGCCGCCUCAUCUGAGAUGGCCAGCAAGCGCCAUGGCCUUCUUGAGCAGCUGAGCCCACUGAGCCCUUUGAGCCCGGGCUCCGACGUUUUUUCCUUCAGUCCCUCAACAAGGCUGGUUCAGCUGUGUUCUGACUUGCUCCAUUGGGGUGUUUCGUCAGCUCUUGUAAGUAACGUAGAGCGCUCUUGGCGCAGAACAAGGUCUGUGGUAAGGGCUUGCGCCCUGUCCUGUUGCCCAGCUGACAUAUGCCAUGUUUCGGCUCCGUGA
Molecule: messenger RNA, 1209 nt
Organism: Symbiodinium pilosum
Lineage: Eukaryota; Dinophyceae; Suessiales; Symbiodiniaceae
Source: the annotation of a GenBank genome assembly